This is a messenger RNA of Sander lucioperca (pikeperch), 952 nucleotides long. RefSeq lists its product as uncharacterized. The record is from RefSeq and is a predicted model, not a curated record. Lineage: Eukaryota; Metazoa; Chordata; Actinopteri; Perciformes; Percidae. The transcript is spliced from 5 exons. Bases 104 to 952 code for a protein of 282 amino acids.
UACUUAUAAGGAUGAUAAGUACAUUGUUUUUGAAAGCUGCCUAAGGGAGCUUUUUCAAAGCUGUCCUGUAUGCAAGAGGCAGUGUGACGUUCAGCGACGGAAAAUGGGAACGUAUGUGUCAUUCACACACCUCUGCCCACACUGCAACUAUUCAAGACAGUGGCAGAGUCAGCCUGUUGUAGGAAGUACCCCCGUCGGCAACCUACACCUGUCAGCGGCAACGUAUUUCACCGGUGCAUCCUUCAUCCAACUGGAAAAGAUAUGCAAGGCCAUGAAUCUUCAGAUUUUCCAGUAUGACACCUUCAGGAGGCAUGCUAGGAGUUUUCUGGAGCCAGCCAUAAUCCACAAAUGGAAGAUGGAUCAGCAACAUCUUUUUCAAAAGUUACUGCAUGGAGGAAAGAUUGGAGUCAGUGGAGAUAUGCGAGCUGACUCCCCAGGGCACUCAGCACAGUAUGGGAGCUACACGCUGAUGCACCUAGACAGUAACUGCAUUAUUGACCUUCAGCUUGUUCAGAGCAAUGAAGUAGGUGGUAGUUACCACAUGGAGAAGGAGGGCCUUAAACGCUGCCUGGAUCUACUGGAUUCAAACGGUUUGGAGGUGGACUACAUUGUCACCGACCGUCAUCCACAGAUCCAGAAGUAUCUGAGGGAGCGCAGCAUCACCCACUUCUAUGAUGUGUGGCACUUUGAAAAAGGUUUGUCAAAGAAACUUGACAAAGUUGCGCAAAACAAGGACUGCGGGGUGCUGAAGAAGUGGCUGCGUAGCAUUAAAAACCACGUCUACUGGAGUGCAACAUCGUCAACAUCAGGGCCAGAGAAGGUAGCCAAGUGGACGUCGAUUGUCAACCACAUCCAGAACGUGCACUUGCAUGAAAACCCUCUUUUCCCUAAGUGCCAACAUCCUGAUAGAGUGUCAAGGGAUCCAAGUAAAUGGUUUAAACCAGGUAUGUAA